AUGGUCUCCUCCAAGAACGUCGUCUUCGAUGUCGUCGGCACCCUAAUCAGCUACGACCACCUCUUCGAAGCCAUCGACGCACGUCUCGGCCCCCGCCUGCGCGAGGCCGGCAUCCAGCCCAAGCUCCUAGGCUGCUGCUGGAUCGAGACGGCCGAGCGCGAGUACACGUACCUCAGCCUCUCGAACCGGUACGUCUCCUUCCUCGAGUGCAUGAACGCCCUCUUCUACCGCAUGCUCCACUACUCCGGCAUCUCGGAACCGCGGAAGUUUUGCACCAAGGAAGAUGUGGAGUAUCUGAUGGCUGAGUGGCGGAAACUGGACCUGCGCCCCGGGGCGGCCGAGUGUGUGAGUAAGUUGAGGGAGGCUGGAUUUACGGUAUGGUGUUUCACGGCGGGGGAUCUGGAGAGGGUGGGGGGUUAUUUUAAGAGGGCGGGCGUAGAUAUGCCGGCGGCGAAUUUGUUGAGUUGUGAUACGCAGGGGAAGGCGAAGCCGAUCCCUGAGGCGUAUAAGCCGAUUCUGGAGAAGUUUGCGGAUGGGGAGGGCAGGCCUUGGUUCGCGGCGGCGCAUAUGUGGGAUGUUUCGACGGCAAGGACGAUUGGAUUCAAGGGGGCCUACACUACGAUCCUGGAGGCGGAGCCGCUUCAUGAGAUCUUUGGGGAUAUGGAUGUGGUUGCGCCGAGUCUGCCUGAGAUGGCGGACGCUAUUAUUGCUGCCGAGGGUUAA
This is a messenger RNA of Pseudomassariella vexata, 723 nucleotides long. Its product is annotated as haloacid dehalogenase-like hydrolase. Bases 1 to 723 code for a protein of 240 amino acids. The record is from RefSeq and is a predicted model, not a curated record. Lineage: Eukaryota; Fungi; Ascomycota; Sordariomycetes; Amphisphaeriales; Pseudomassariaceae. The transcript has 2 exons.